Molecule: messenger RNA, 1442 nt
Organism: Microsporum canis CBS 113480
Lineage: Eukaryota; Fungi; Ascomycota; Eurotiomycetes; Onygenales; Arthrodermataceae
Exons: 4
Coding region: 60-1442 (460 amino acids)
Biological process (GO): regulation of DNA-templated transcription
Molecular function (GO): DNA-binding transcription factor activity, RNA polymerase II-specific; zinc ion binding
Source: RefSeq, a predicted model, not a curated record
CGAUGUUUCAUGAGGCAGAAGGCCGUUCUGGCGUUGAAAUAAUCUAACUAGCCAUCAUCAUGCCGGGAGUGCCGUCUGGACGCGGUUGCGAUGCGUGUCGGAAGCAGAAGAAAAAGUGCGAUCAAGGAAAACCUUCAUGUGCGCGAUGUACCAGGCUGAAUAUACCGUGUAUCGGCGCGGGACAGCAGAGAUACAAGUUCAAGGAAGAGACCUUCAUUCAAAAUGGCCAGUCGAAGAGUCUCACUGCCAGAAAGAAGCCCGUCGCUAUACAGUUUCCAAAUUUCGAGGCUAUCACCUUUGUCGAAGAGAUCCCUCGCGUCCCUGUUAAUGGCCUGACAGAGCUGCGGAAUGGCUUUAUCGAGACGAUGAAGCCCACGACCGACCUGAGAUACAACCUGGCCUGGUCGUUUGGCGGGUUUUUGGUCGAUAUACCCCGCCGGCUGGGGAUAAAUGAAGCGCUGGAUUCGGCGGUGCAGGUGCUUGUCGAUUCACACACGGCCUACUGUGCUGGGCUGGGGGUUACCUCGAAGGUGCUGGUGGGAUAUUCUCGUGCCCUCAGGGUGCUGAGUUCAUACCUGGAUGACCCAGUCAAGGCGCGGGCGUCUGAGACUCUCUGUUCGGUUAUGGUGUUGUUGAUGUGCCAGCGUUUUAUCGGCGUUACGGAAGGUGAUUUUACAGGUCACUGCGAGGGUGCGGCGCAGUUAUUAAAGGCAAGGAGAUAUUAUGAUCCAAAUGAUGAGUUUGAGAGCAAAUUGGUCCUUUCACUGCGAGGACCGGUGAUCUUUGAAGGGCUCCUCAACCAAAAAAUCCAGUUCACUGCCGAAGAAUGGAAGGUCUUGGUAGAAAACCAUCUCGACGGGGUGACACCCGAAGGCAGGAUGAUGCGGUGCGUUGCCAAAGUACCUAGCCUCUUGCGCCGGGCAAGAAAGAUCCGUACAGACGGAGGAACAGACGAGACUCUCCUGGCUGAUGCGAUGGCUGCCUACCAGACUGCAAAAGGUGCAGCCGAUGAGCUACGGACAAAGUAUAAGAACGCCCAGUUCCCUAGCAAGGGCGAGUUCUCAUUCAAAGACCCCAUUGUCAUGGCUCAUUCGUUCUACCAGCGCUCAUUCGGCCUAAGUCUUACCGUCGUCAUCAUCUGCAGCUGUGUGGUUAAUGGAAUCGACCCUGGGAACACAGAGAUCGUAGAGCCGUCCGUAUACAUCGAUGAGAUUCUGGAAAUUGCGGGCUCUGCGACGAUUUAUAGACCUUUGGGAGCUAGUUUUGUGCCCUUAUGCUUGAUGAUGGCUUGGGUAGGUACUGGAGAUCGAGCAACGCGAAAUACCAUUGAGGCUGCCCUGAAGGAGUAUGAACAGGACUAUGCACCGGGGCAGGCUGUGUCGCUAACCCCAAAGGUUGAGAAGAUAUCUCGACAGCUACGCUUGAUAGACCUGAAUGUUUGA